GUGAGUUCCUAUCAUCUUUGCUUCGUUUAGUGGAAACUCUAAAACUUUAGAAUAGUUUUAGUUAGUCUUUAGCAUUUGGCUUGUUCUAAUUAUCAGAUCUUCUUGUUCUGAGAUUUUUCUUUCCUGUGCAUUUCGGAGCAGAAUAUGAAUUCAUAUGGCAACCUUUUUAUUAGCGUCUGUGAUAUAUGUCGGGUUUUUCUGAAGGAUUUGGGGACAAUUUGUUUUUUCACCAGCUGCAUUUGUGAUUACCUUGAUCGAUUUUUGGCUGACAAGGUGUUUGUUGAAAAGCUUCAAAGGGUAAUAAUAGUCUUUAGUCACUAGCGUAUGGUUUCUGUUUAGGAUGCGUCAACUUCUGAUAUAGCUAACCUUGCAAAGACAUUACUUUUUAUACGUUUUCUGGAGUCUGGUUCUGAUCAUUGAGGUUUUGUGUGUGUGUCAUUUAGUGUUUACCAUUGAAAAAUUGGAGCUUUAAUUCCUAACAGUCAUUUUUAUAUAUCUUAGACAAGCUUUCUUUGUUUUCAUCUGGGAAAGCAGCUACAGAGACAUGUCAAGGUUUCGAUCGUUGUUGCAAGCCUCAGUAAAUGCGACAAAGAAGGCUCUUACAUGGAACGUUGAAGAAUGGGUGCCACCUGCAGAGAAGCAUAUAUUUAAGUUCCACUCUAAAGAAGACUUAAAGAAAUGGCAUCUCUAUUCCGACUCUGAAUAUGGAGGAUUAUCUUCGGCUUCCUUGGAGAUCCCAGAUAAAGGAGAUGGAUCAGAUUGCACUGGAGUUUUUUCGGGGAACCUAUCUGUAGACCUUAGCGAAGGAUCAAAAUGGAACAUCAGUCGAAGUGGUUUCUGUGGAAUGCGCUCAAAAAAGUUUGAUGGCUUCAUUGAUCUCGAUGGGUAUGAUGCAAUAGCCCUGAGGAUCAGAGGAGAUGGAAGAUGUUAUAUCUCUACUAUCUACACCGAAAACUGGGUGAACUCACCGGGACAGUCAGAAGAUAACUCGUGGCAAGCUUUUGUUUUUGCUCCAAAGGACAGUUGGUAUACUGCUAAGAUUCCUCUAGCUCGAUACUUGCCAACAUGGAGAGGAAAUGUUAUAGAUGUGGAAAUGGAGAUGAAUCCAGGUCGUGUUCUAGGUAUGUCACUGUCCGUAAACGCAGAAGGUGGUGCAGUUGGAGCUAAAUCAGGAGCAGGUGAUUUCCGAGUAGAAAUUGACUGGAUCAAAGCCUUGAGAUUGCCGUAAAUGUUGAACAAUAUAGCAAUGUAUGAUUGUUUUUGUUGUUCUUGGUUUUAGCUUGUAAAAAACAAGGCCUGAGGAGUUGAUGAUACUUGAUGGCUAAAAAAUCGUUGCAUUGUCUUUUCACUUUGAGGCACGUUUUUACCAUGUCAUAAAAUAAAAAAUCAAAAGGUAUUAUUAAUCUUUUGUUUUUAGCC
Messenger RNA from Arabidopsis thaliana (thale cress), 1419 nucleotides. Its product is annotated as NADH:ubiquinone oxidoreductase intermediate-associated protein 30. Lineage: Eukaryota; Viridiplantae; Streptophyta; Magnoliopsida; Brassicales; Brassicaceae. The coding region runs from base 545 to 1228 and encodes 227 amino acids. The record is from RefSeq and is marked reviewed. Gene Ontology annotation, cellular component: mitochondrion. The transcript has 7 exons.